Daphnia pulicaria is the source of this 542-nucleotide messenger RNA. Its product is annotated as transcriptional regulator ATRX homolog. The record is from RefSeq and is a predicted model, not a curated record. The coding region runs from base 1 to 420 and encodes 139 amino acids. The transcript is spliced from 4 exons. Lineage: Eukaryota; Metazoa; Arthropoda; Branchiopoda; Diplostraca; Daphniidae.
AUGAGGCAUGACAACCGCAUUACAUUAAUGCAUGAGGUUAUAACACAAAGAAAUAUUUUGGAUACCUCUACUAAAACCUCUACCAAAACUGUUUUGGCUUCCCAGAAGAAAAAGAAGAAGAAGAAGAAGAGCAUCUCAGCUGAUAUUACCAUGGAUGCCGCUACUGACACUACUCUUCCAUCCGAUGGAGAAGGUAAAAAGAAGAAGAAGAAGAAAAGUAUCUCUCAAGAAGAUGUCGAAGCCAUGGACACUUCACUUCCACUAAAUGGCGAAGGUUUAGACAACAGCGUAAGUGAAAAGAAGAAGAAGAAAAAGAAGAAUAAAGAUGCCGAAACUACACUGGAUCAAUCAGCAAUGGAUGAAGAUGAUGAAGGAGCCUCACCGUCAAAGAAGUCCAAAAAGAAGAAGAACGCUGCCUAAUGAAUGUCUUUCUUUACCUCGGCAAUUCCUCACAAUCUGUUGACCUUGUGAAACAGCUCACUAUUUUAGUUUUUUGUAAUGAUGUAAUCGGAAUCAAUACAAUUGGGCUAAGGUCACAAAAA